Mauremys reevesii (Reeves's turtle) is the source of this 4144-nucleotide messenger RNA. Its product is annotated as probable G-protein coupled receptor 152. Gene Ontology annotation, molecular function: G protein-coupled receptor activity. Gene Ontology annotation, cellular component: membrane. The record is from RefSeq and is a predicted model, not a curated record. The transcript is spliced from 2 exons. NCBI's taxonomy places the organism in Eukaryota, Metazoa, Chordata, Testudines, Geoemydidae. Bases 2770 to 3741 code for a protein of 323 amino acids. Gene Ontology annotation, biological process: G protein-coupled receptor signaling pathway.
GGGGGGUUGGACUAGAUGACCUCCUGAGGUCCCUUCCAUCCCUGAUACUCUAUGAUUCUAUGAUUCUAUGGUCUCCAUCUCAGGGCCAGACGGUUCAUCUUGGCAUUAGUGGGCACUUAGGCUCUGUGCCAACAUGGGGCAAGGGAGGGGGGAAUAUCUUCUCCCAGCCUCAGAAUCAGGUCUUGGGGAGAGCCCUGACCCAGGAGACAAGUUCUGCUGGGUCUCAGCCCGUUAGUGCCAGUCUGGGCAGAGGGGCACUGGGGUAGAGCCCAAGCCCCAGUGCCAUGAGCUGCAUGUCAUGGCAAUGUCCAGGCCCACCAGGCUGCUGCUGUGUGCCAUGACAGUCAGAGGGAGCCGUCCCUUCCCUCCCUGGCUCUGGGCAAAGUUUCUCUCUCCCUGCCACUCCAUCCCUACCCCGUCCAGUCCUGUCCAUUUCACCCAGGGGCAGAUCACUGCUCCCUGGGGGCAGUUAUGGGGCCUGAUUCCCAAUGGGGUGACCCUGGAAAAGGGCAGGCAGGCAGCAUGGGGGGAACAAUGACCAGUGUGGGUGCGGGGAUGGAUAGCAGCCACCCUCCUGGGCAGACCCUCUGCUAAGCUGGCCCCCUUUCCCAGAGGAGGGGAGCAGUAGUGCCUGGGUUCCUGAUUGCCCCCCUGCAGGGGUAUCAGGGAGGUGCUGGGGGUCAUUAACCCCACUAGCUUCCAUGGGGCAGCUCUGAUGGGGCAUAGAGUGAGGCCUCUGGGGCAUGUUCUUUGAGCUGGGGGUGAUGGGCAGAUGUCAAGAAGAGGUCCCCGUGCCUGGCACAGAUGGGCCCUGCAUCCAGAUAGAGUGAGGAGUGAGUGGGCAUAGAGUAGCCGAGGCUUGUGCCCUCAGCAGCAGCAGCUGACAUGCCAAUGAGACCUGCCCCACCCCCUCUGUGGGAGAAGCAGGAUGGGCUGAGAGCAGGUGCGGGGAGAGCGGACCCACCCGCAGACUGAGGGAAAGGGACAGUGGCUGGAUGGAGAGAGGGAGAAAUGUGGGAGAGGAGGAGGGGAAGCCCCAUCCCAACCCCUCCUGCUCUGGCUCAGGAAGGCGGCCCCUGCCCCGAGAUGGGGAAUCCCUGCAAGCCACCUUUUGGCACCUCUCCACCCAGGACCUUAUUCCUCCUGCUGCUGCAGUCCUCCCACCCACAGGAGACCUCACUCAGCACGGGGGCAGGGCAGCCCCUGCUCUCCAGAGGGGGAAACUGAUGCACAGUGCUCAUCUGGCCCAUCAGCAGCAGAGCUGGGGAUAGGACCCAGGAGUCCUGACCACACCCUCCCCUCACUCCUAACACCACUGCUCGCUCACUGUUAGGGGCUAGGUCUCUCUGUUCUCCAUAUCCUGGGCACCCCUUCACUGGGCCAACAGUCCCUGACUGGCAGGUCUAUGCUGCCCCGCAAUGGGAGGGAGGGAGUGGGUCAGAGCCAUUCUGUGCUGUCCAGCUGGGAGCUAGUUAGAGCAGCCCUGAGGCUGGCACAGCCUGGCACACCUAGGGCAGGUCUCAGAUCAGAGCCCCGCUGUGCCAGGGGCUGCACAGGGUAAGAAUACAGAUGAACUGGUUUCAGAUGCUAUUUUUAUUAUAAGGACCUACCCAGUAUCCACAAAGAGCUCAUGGUUUAACUAGACAAAGGACGGCUCAUCAUUCCCUAUGGUUGCCUGUGGGAGAGGCAGACAUUGAAGCCAGAUCUCCUGGGUCCCAUUCCAGUGCAUCAGCCGCAAGCCCAGCUGCCCCCGUCACGCUGUCUGGAAUGGCUCAUGAGACUGUGAGUGCCAACCUCAGGGCAGGCUGUCAAACACAGGGCAGACACUCCAAACUGGUGGAGUAUCUAUCAUUAGAUUUCACCAACCAAGUUCCAAACGUAAUCUCCUGGAUCACUAUACCAGUGUUCCCCCAGAGUCAUAGACAGUCUCUCAGACGCUCCACUCUAUCUUGUCACCCAGACAAACUGGACUUAGUGAUAAAUGGUCACUUACACCAAAAAUCACAGGUUGCUCCCAGUCCCAAGAGACCAGUCACUUACCCCAGAUCAAUUGUUACCCUAGAUCUUACACCAAAGACAACGCUCUGCAAUAAACUAUCUAAAGGUUUAUCAACUAGAAAAGAGAAAUAAGGGAGUUAUAUACAGGUUAAAGCAAAGCAGAUGUAACCAGAGUCUGAAUGAACUCUCCCCUGACAUCUAGUGGUGAGCUGUGGAAAAAGACUUCAGAAUCUGAUCUCGUUUGCAUGGACACACCCACCCUGCCUAGGCACUCAGCAUGAUGGGAUUGCUUCCCCAAAUGAUCACAUGACACUGGUGUUGGAUCCUCAGUCUCCUUGUUAUUGGGGGAGUAGUAAUAAAGCGUUGUUAUCCUUGUUGUGUGAACUGAGGGCAGCAGAACUGUACCUGGCAUACCCUGAUGGAGGGACUCACCCUCAGGCAAGACCAUGUGCUAGGCAAGGGAUGUGGGUUCCAACAGCAAGUGACUGUAAGAGAGGGGGUGGGAAAGAAUGUGGAGUUGUUAGGGGGGUUAUUUUAAGGGUCUUAUUUCUGUGUACUAGUGAUUCUAGGUCUUAAUUGAAUCUAUAUUAGAUCUUCUAUCACAGUAUGGAAAGAAUACAGAUGAACUGGUUUCAGAUGCUAUUUUUAUUAUAAGGACCUACCCAGUAUCCACUGAGGGAGAGGGGGGUGAAGAUACUUUGGCAAGUGGCCAGCAGGAUGAUGAGUUGGCCCGCCUGGUGCAGCCCUCGCUGAGACUGCUAGGAGCGGUGAAUGGAGCCAUUUAACACCUCACACUCCAACUGGACGCAACUCUUUACUCCGGAACCCUUUAUACCGGCAUCAUGGCGAGCAGCCUUCCUGAUUGCCACGCUGGGCAUCGGGCUGCCAGCCAACGCCUUCAUCAUCUGGCUGACAGGGUGGCGGCUGCGGCGCCGGGGCCUGUCCGUCUUCAUCCUAAGCCUGGCCACCUCUGACUUCCUCUUCCUCUCCACCACGGUCAUGCAGAUCAUGGAGACCUUGCUGGACGACAACUGGGUGCUGGGCACUGCCAUGUGCCGCCUGCGCUACUUCCUCUACGACUUGACCUACCACUGCAGCCUCUUCCUGCUGGCUGCCCUCAGCGUGGACCGCUGCCUGCUGGUGCUGCUGCCCCUCUGGUACCGCUGCCACCGCCCCCUGCGGCUCUCCAGCUACAUCUGCUUGGGGGCCUGGCUGGUGGCCGCCCUGCUCAACAUCAAGAGCUUCAUCUUCGCCGACGUCAUCCGGUAUCCAGACGGGAUGCUCGUCUGCUCCAGCAUCCGGGGACAGUACGAGUGGCCCCUGCGCCUGCUGGAGGUGCUGGUGGAGGGACUCUUCCCCUUCGUCAUCAUGGUGACCACCCAUGCCGCCACCUUGUCCCACACCUUCCGGCACCACACCCGGCCCCCCAGCAAGUUCUACCGCAUUGUGGCCGCCACCCUGUCAGCCUAUGUGCUGCUCAACCUCCCCUUCCAGAUCGUCCAGCUGCUCUUCCUGGUCUCCUGGGAGCAUGAGGAGUUCAACAAUCGCAUCUUCCCCUUCAUGGUCUACUUUGGCUACCUGAUCAACCUCAACAGCAGCAUCAACCCUCUCAUCUACAUCUUCUUCGGCUCCAACAUCUGCACAGGCUGCGGCCACCACAUGACUUCCUCCCUUGCCACGGUCCUCACCGAGGAACAAGAGAGGAGCCCCAGGGACAUGUCCAGCACGUCCUUCUCAGCCUAGCCUUGCCAGCAAGACCCUGGGGGGGGGGGGUCUGUGCACGAUUGUAGGUUCACUAGUGCAAAGACUUGUGUAAAUGGGUGCAAGGUGGAGCUUGGUCAGGUGCAACCAGCUCCUGGAAGCUACCAGGAGAAGUCACACCAGUGCCAAGGCCCAGUUUGCCUAGACAAACUCCAGCAGGGACAAAGAUCCUCAGCAGAUGCAAACCAGGCCCAGCUCCACGCAGGUCAAUGGCUCGGGAACACCAGGCCCUAGGCAAGGCAAUGUAAACACUGAUGUGCUGCAGCUGCCAACCUACAGGUGCCAGGAGACACUGCGGUGAAGGGGACUCUGCUCCUUUGUCAGAGCCGGCUCCAAGGUUUUUGCUGCCCCACGCAGCAAAAAAAAAAAAAAAAAAAAAAAAAAA